UUUUUUUAAUCAUCUUCUUUUUAGGAGACCAGGAGAUGGUGUCAGUGGACUCCUCACAAGGAAUUCAAAUGAAUACACCUUCAGAUGAGCUCUCAGAAUUGGGCAAGUGCCUUCUCCAGAGUGAGGAUAUAUAUAUGACUCUCCUGGCAAUAUGUUUUAACUCCCUUUCCUGGGAGGACACAAUAAACUGUCAACGGAGUGCUAGUGUGCUUUGCUGGACUUUGCUAAAACAGGUGCUUGGCUGUAACCUGCUCCCGGAGGCUGUGACGUGGCUCUACACCAGUGUACUUAAGGGUUUACAGAUGCAUGGACAACACGAGGGCUGCAAUGCUGCGCUAACUCAGCUGGCCUUGCUCAUCUACGAGUCUCUAAGGCCUAGAUAUGCUGAGCUGCGUUUUAUCAUGAAUCAGAUCCCUGAUAUCCAUGUUGAGGCCCUGGAACAAUUUGAUCAGAAGACCAUACAAUCCACUGUAUCAAAGGCAGGGGAGAAGAAAAAGAAGGAGCAAUUUAAAAGGCUCAUUGCAGGCACUGUUGGGAAACCUCUUGGACAGCAGUUUAAGAAGGAAGUGCAUAUUCGAAACCUUCCAUCUCUGUUUAAGAAGCCAAAGCCUACAAAAGAUAUGCUGGAGAACACUGAUACUGCAUGUCUGAUUACCCUGUUCUCUUCUGACUGUGACAGUUGCUGAGAGAAUCACAGCUGCACAAUACCCUCACUCCAUUGCAAUUGUUAACAACUGAACCUCUUCUGUGUCGUACAGUAUCCAUCUGAAAUGGCUUUUUAGGGCUUGAAUGAUUUAUUGAAAUAAGGAAAGACAACACAGACUUUUUUAUUUAAUGUUAUAUGGAUGUACCUUUUUUUCCUCUUCUUUUGUGUCGUUUUGAAGUAAGUAUCUUUAUCAUUGGCAUCUAAAGAAUAAAUAAAUAAAGAACUUGCUGUAAAACCAACUCAUUGAAAAGCAAAAAAUAAUUGAAAAAUAAAAACAAAAAUAAUCUUUUGAAAAAGUCUUGUUAAUUACAGUACCAUAUCUGUUCUGGGGAUCUGAUUUCCUGAACUAGCAUCAAGCACUACAUUCCAUUAUGAGGCAUUAGCCUAUUUAUUUUUAAAUAAAUUACAUAUUCAACAUUAAUUGUCAUUUCACGUCUGUGUACAAAUUAUGUAAAAAGUGUUGUGAUUUAUACUCUGCAGUUUUUAAUAAAUGUAUACAUGGACAGUUUUCA
This is a messenger RNA of Cyprinus carpio (common carp), 1218 nucleotides long. Its product is annotated as exportin-5-like. Lineage: Eukaryota; Metazoa; Chordata; Actinopteri; Cypriniformes; Cyprinidae. The record is from RefSeq and is a predicted model, not a curated record. Gene Ontology annotation, molecular function: nuclear export signal receptor activity; RNA binding. The transcript has 5 exons. Gene Ontology annotation, biological process: protein export from nucleus; RNA export from nucleus. The coding region runs from base 36 to 686 and encodes 216 amino acids. Gene Ontology annotation, cellular component: RNA nuclear export complex; cytoplasm; nucleus.